Molecule: messenger RNA, 2665 nt
Organism: Seriola aureovittata
Lineage: Eukaryota; Metazoa; Chordata; Actinopteri; Carangiformes; Carangidae
Gene: tbce
Product: tubulin folding cofactor E
Exons: 17
Coding region: 177-1739 (520 amino acids)
Biological process (GO): protein folding
Molecular function (GO): alpha-tubulin binding
Source: RefSeq, a predicted model, not a curated record
UUGAAAUCGGUCACUUCCGCUGAUGCUCAGCUGUGUAAUGUUUUGGUUUGGCAGCUAGCGCAGCAGCGACCACGCGCCUAAAUCUACACCUUUAAACGUUACAGCACCGGGAGCUGGUUCCCGCGUUGACUGUCUGUCUGUUCGGCUUCGGGGUUUCUCUGCUCGGCAGCGGUUCGAUGGGAGUCGACCAGACGGAGCCGGAGGUGCCGGAGGAAGCGGUGGGCAGGCGGGUGUCCUGCGGCGGGGAGCGGGCCACGGUGCGGUACGUGGGUCCGGUACCACCCACAGCAGGGCUGUGGCUCGGCGUGGAGUGGGAUGACCCCGACAGAGGGAAGCAUGACGGCAGCCACGAGGGAGUCCAGUAUUUUACAUGCAGUCACACUAAAGGAGGCUCCUUCGUCCGCCCGGCGAAGGCGAGCUUCGGUGUGGACUACCUGGCCGCUGUGCGACAGGUGUACCAGGUCGACACGGAGGAGGUGCUGAGUGAGGAGAUCUCCAUCUCUGACAAGAAGCUGAAGUGGUGGUGCGUCGAGGAGCGCAGUUAUGAGAGUCUUCCGUCAGUGAUACUGAGUCGCUGUGAGGUGAACGGCCCCGGAGACGAUGGAGAAAUCAAGAAAACAACACCCAACGUCCAGUGGUUGGACAUGAGUGGGACUCUGCUGUCCUGCUGGGAGGACGUGGCCGCCGUCACGCAGCAGCUGGAGAGACUGGAGGGACUACAGCUCAGCAACAACAGACUGCGUUUGACCUCUGACCCCUCGACUCACUGCCAGGCUUUCUGCAACAUCAAAGUCCUGGCUCUGAACAGCUGUGACCUCACCUGGCCACAGAUCCUGCACUGCGCCCCCAUGUGGCCUCAGCUGGAGGAUCUGUGUGUGGAGGAGAACAACAUCACAGAGCUGCAGAGGCCGGAGGACGUCCUGCAGUCCCUGAAGAGUCUCAGUCUGUCCUCUAAUCCUUUAGUCCAGGAGAGCGUGCUCAGUCUCUCUGCUCUGCCCAGACUGGAGCAGCUGAACUUGUCCAACACCGGACUGUCCGUCAUUCGCUUUGACGACGCUGCACCUGGAGCUCCGACAGAAAUGUUUCCCGCUCUGAAGAAACUCAGCCUGGACCGCAACAACAUCACUGAGUGGUGUGUGGUGGACGAGCUAGCCAAACUUCGUAGUCUGGUUCAGUUUUCGUGUCGUGGCAACCGACUGACGAGCAGCGACCGAAACCCCAAAACAGCCAAUCAGAUACUGAUCGCCAAACUGGGACGACUGGUCCUCCUCAACAGCUGUGAGAUACAGCCUGAAGACAGGAAGGGGGCGGAGCUUGACUACAUCAAGAUGUUCGGAGAGGAGUGGCUGAAGGCAGGGGGGCGGAGUCAGGCCAGCGCCCAGUUCAUCAGUCAGCACCCUCGUUACCAGACCCUCAUCGACAAGUACGGAGCUCCAGAGGAAGGAGAGCUGAAGAAGCCGGAGCCGUUCGCCCUGAAAAAUCAGCUGUUAAAGAUCACGUUUGUGUUUCCUGAUGCCGGCGAGCGGAAGCCGAUCGAGAAGAAGCUUCCAGCCACCAUGGAGGUUCAGAAGGUGAAGGGACUCCUGUACCGACUGCUGAAGGUUCCUGUGGCAGAUCUGAAGCUCACCUACACCAGCCCCAAGAUGGUGGGGACAGAGUUUGAAAUUGACAGCGACCUGAAGACUCUACAGUUUUACUCAAUAGAGGACGGAAACCAGGUGCUGGUCCGCUGGUCCUGACCCGGUCCAGGAGGUUGAAGAACCAAGUCCGGUCCCACAGCAGAGACAGAACUUCAGCUGUUUCUGUGUCAGACGGACACACAGCAGCAGUCUGUGGAUGGUUUCUAUCACAGGACGGACACAUGGAUCUGCUGAGACGUUGUUUCAGACAUUAAACUAAAGACAGAGUAAAAACCACCCAGAGUAACCCACGGCAACGCAUGAAUCACAGGCUGAAACCUACAGCUGAACCAACAAGUUCACAGAUUUAAAUAAUCAACAAACAUCUUUACCUUCGGCUUUGGUUUGACCAUUAAUUGAUUAAUGUGUAACAAACUGUGUUGGACAAAUAUAAUCUUGUAAUAUGUUUCCAGUCAAGACUCAAUUGUUUGAUUGUGUUUCCUCAUCUUUACCAAGUUCUCUUCGCUGAAGAUUCAGAAAAAGCAAGUAAGCGAACCUUGAGUUUAAAAUAUUUUACCACAGAUACAGUCUUGGUCAGAAUUACUGGCACUCCUGGAUUUCAAGAACAUAAUUCAGAAACAAAUCAAAUGAACCAAAUUUAUAUUUAACCAGAAUAUCUGAAUGAAAAGUUAAAGGUCACUGAACUAAUUUAAAUUCAUCAAAUAAUUCUGUCCAGGGUACAUUUUAUUUCACAAUAUGAAACAUUUUCUUUGUUGUUCAACAAAUUUUCACAUUAAUAAAUAUUCUGGUUACAGAAAAUUUGUUCAUAUAUAUUUAUUUCUGAAGAUAUUCUGAAUUCAGUCUUUAAAAGUCAGAUGUGUAUGUGUUUAACCAGUUCUUAAAAGCUCGGCGUCGCCACAUGUAGAUUCUCUUACUGUAACCACGGCUGUAGACUGAGGAAUUCACUUGUUUAUUUUGGAACAAGAACAAGAAAUGUGGUUUAAAAAAAAAAAAGAACAAUAAAAUCUUUUUAUUGUAAAGGCGAA